GACUGAUGCGCUAUAUCCCACUCAGGACACACCCUGCCUGCGAUGUGGUGUAGUGCAGCGCGCUGGGAGAGGUGAUUGAGAGAUGGUCAGAGUGCAUAACAGGCAGCUAGAGCCUGCACAUAGGGAUGCAUGGGAAUGCUGAAUCAGGGAAACUGCAUGAAAGCCUGGGAGAGAGUGGAAGAGGGUAAACGGCAGGGAGAGAGGGGACAGAAAGGAACUGCCACUUUACCCUUCCCCUCGAGCCAGAGAAGCGAGAUGGAGGUAAAUGAACCACUGCAUUUGCCGAGGUUGUCCCGGGUCGCUGUGUGUGGUGGUACCCAUGGCAACGAGCUGUCUGGUGUGUACUUGGUAAGAGAGCUGCUGAAGGUGGAGAAGAGGGAGAACGAGAGAGAUGAGGAGCGUGGAGAGCCCGCCUCGGUGAUGAUGGUGCUGUCCAACCCCAGGGCCGUACAGCAGUGCCGCAGAUACAUAGACACCGACCUGAACCGCUGCUUCACCCAUUCCACCCUUAACGGUCCCAUGUCGGACACGGCCCCCUACGAGAUUAUCCGAUCCAAAGAACUGAAUGUCAUGCUGGGUCCCAAAGGCAGUCGGGAGGCAGUGGACCUCGUUUGUGACCUCCAUAACACGACUGCCAACAUGGGCCUGUGCUUCAUCGCAUACUCUGACUGUGACUGGAUCAGUCUUCACAUAUUUAAAUACCUGCAGAGGCAGAUGCCUGAUGCGCCGCUGAGAUUCAUCCAUUUUGAUGUCUCGUGUAAAGAAUCGUAUUCCCUUGACUCGGUAGGAAAACAUGGUUUUGCCAUUGAGAUCGGCCCCCAGCCCCACGGCGUGGUGAGGUCAAACAUCUUCACGGCAGUGAAAUCCAGCGUGCAGCACAUGCUGGAUUGGGUCCGCUUCUUUAACUCAGGUGCUGUAUUUGAAGGAGGAUCUGUGGACGUGUUCACCAUGGUUAAGAACAUCGACUAUCCGCGAGACAGCGAGACUCAUAACAUCACGGCAGCCAUUCAUUCUCAUCUCCAGGACCGAGACUUCUGCCUGCUCCAUCCUCAAGACCCCCUGUUCCAGACGUUCGCAGGCGAAACGCUGAGGUAUAAAGGCAGCGAGCCCCUUUAUCCUUUCUUCAUCAACGAGUGUGCCUACUAUGAGAAAGGCAUCGCGCUCUCGCUGGCCAGAAAGAGGCGUGUGGUGAUCCCUGCUAUCCGGGUGCAGACGGACGAGGAGAGACAAGAGAGCGAGAAGGGCUUUGCAUCCGAGGAAGAGGAAUGAAGACGUCCCCAACAUGAGACUGAUGUGAAAUAAAUUUUUAAGAAAGCUUUUAUUGUAGUGACAGCAUGUAUACGGUGAUGCACACACUCACGUGCAAUAUUUGUGCACAAAAGUAAACCAUUUCAGCUCACAGCCACUUUUACUGCAGAU
Molecule: messenger RNA, 1419 nt
Organism: Cololabis saira (Pacific saury)
Lineage: Eukaryota; Metazoa; Chordata; Actinopteri; Beloniformes; Belonidae
Product: N-acyl-aromatic-L-amino acid amidohydrolase (carboxylate-forming) B-like
Exons: 8
Coding region: 130-1269 (379 amino acids)
Molecular function (GO): aminoacylase activity; hydrolase activity, acting on ester bonds
Source: RefSeq, a predicted model, not a curated record